AAACUAGCCAGAAUUCACAUUCACUCUUCAAAAAUAUUUACAGAAAAUGGGAUGUGGAAAAUCAAAACAUGAUGUAGCAACUGGGAACACAAUCGCCAGGAAGAAAUCAAAUGUUGGUGAUCAAUCGAAGAAGACCAAGGACAUUGAAACCGUCCUGGAAAAUGGAACCAAAAAUAACGAAAUUACAAAGUCGUCAUUGGUGCAACAACAAGAAGGGGAUAAUAAUCAAAAUGUCAAUAGUCAUAAUGUUGGUGGAGACAAUCCUGUGGCAGAGGUAAGGGAUAUAGCCGAAAACAAGGCAUUAAACGAAGGAGAUCAUAAGGAGAAACAGGGUGGUGUUGUUGACCAAGAAAAGCAUGAACCUGACGAAAGAUUGAUAUCUGAAGAAUCACCAAACCAUUAUUUUUCUUCAAGAAAAGAAGAGGAAGCUGUUGAUGGAAUUGUUUCUGAGCAAAAGUCUGAUUAUGACUCUCCGCGCCUUGAAGCCGUCAAGGAGAGAUUGUUCAAUGACAAUGAGAGAGUUGACAAUGCAGUCGAAGCCACAAGUUUGGAUGAACAAAAACAAGGAGAAACCAAAACUGCAGUUGUGAAGGAAGAAAACUCAGCCAAGGAAGCAGAAGUUUCAACUCCUACUACUGAUAGUGUAGAGAAGAAUCAGAAUGCUGAAAAGGAACAAUCGGUUGCUUCACCAACCAAGGAUUUGAAAACUGUCUAAUCUGAAG
Molecule: messenger RNA, 722 nt
Organism: Pistacia vera
Lineage: Eukaryota; Viridiplantae; Streptophyta; Magnoliopsida; Sapindales; Anacardiaceae
Exons: 3
Coding region: 47-715 (222 amino acids)
Source: RefSeq, a predicted model, not a curated record